AUGUUGCAGUGCAGACAUGCUCAGGAAUUCAGCUUUGGGCCCCGAGCUCUGAAGGACGCACUCAUCUCUACCAACCCUGCCCUCCAGGAGCUCUAUGCCAAAGCCUUCUCCAGCACAGAGAAACUUUUCCUCUCUGAAGCAUACAAUCCCCAGAGGACACUCUUCUGUACUCUAUUGAUCAGGACUGCCUUCGACUGGCUCCUCAGCCACCCUGAUGCCCCUGAGGACUUCGAGACCUUCUAUCACUCCAUGUUAACGAAGAAGCAGAGUUUCUGCCAGAAGCACAUAUACCUACAGCCUAUAGAUCUAAUUGAAGAGCCUGCCGGGAUCUCGCUGCUGGAUUCCCUCAGAAGCUGCCUAGAGUCUUUCUUCUUGGGCCUUCGCGUCAAGUGCCUUCCCUCUGUUCCCAUCUCCUCCAUCCGCUGCUGCUAUCGACAGAGCCAAGAUUCAGACAGAGCGCAGCUCCAUGCAGAUGGGAUCCUGACCUUCCUGAAGAACAACAAGCCUCCAGAUGCCCUGUGUGUCCUUGGACUCACUCUCUUGGACCUGUACCCUUGUGAGACCUGGAGCUUCACCUUUGGCAAAUUCCUGCCAGGACAAGAAGUGGGUGUCUGCAGCUUUGCCAGGUUUUCUGGCAAUUUCCCCCAGCCAGGCUGCACCACCUUAAAUCCAGCUACCGGGCGAGAGGAGCUGCGCGAGGUCACCGAGAAGGCCCGAGACCGGCCGUUGCUGUUCAGUGUACUGGAGAUGGUUCAGUGUUGCAAGGUUACGUGUCAUGAGAUCUGCCACCUGAUUGGCUUGGGGAACUGCAGAUGGCUACAGUGCAUCAUGCAGGGCGCGCUGAGUUUGGACGAAGCAUUGUUGCGGCCCCUGGAGCCCUGCCCAGUUUGCCUCAGGAAGCUGCAAUACGUUGUGGGUUUCAAACUCAUCGAGCGCUACAGGAAACUCUAUGCUUGGAUACAAACGGUAUUGUCUACCCGGCCUAGUCAAGAGUCAGACUUAUCAACAUCGGAGGACAUCCUGCCAUUCAGCUCGGACUCUGGGAUGUGCUGUGAGAAUGACUCUGAGCCUUUAACUUCCCUGUCUGAGCCAUUAACACCAGACGCUUGCAGCCAAGCCUUUUCCAUUGGGCAGGAGCUGGAGCACGACCAGCAGUUUGUUUCUCCGGCUGACACGCACAGCCAGCAGCAGCUGGGCAGGACCACCAAGUCCACAGAUAUCAUUAAAGAUUAUGAACUAUGGCUGGAAACAUGCAUCGCUGCCCUGGAGAAGAACGUCUCUGAGGAGGAGCUGGCUCAAGUGGACAAAACUGUGGAUGCCCUGGCUAAGUGGGAAAUGUUUACAGGCCAGCUCCCCACCAUGAGGAAGGAUCUGCCCUUCCACAGAGACAACGCAGGGCUAAGGAAAGUCCUUGGAGACAAAUUCUCCUCCUUGCGGAGGAAACUAAAUUAUAGAAAACUGUCCAAAGCUGAAUCUUCCCCUCAUCGCUGGAGUUGGGAGGAAAACUAG
Messenger RNA from Emys orbicularis (European pond turtle), 1509 nucleotides. RefSeq names its product archaelysin family metallopeptidase 1 (gene AMZ1). NCBI's taxonomy places the organism in Eukaryota, Metazoa, Chordata, Testudines, Emydidae. Gene Ontology annotation, molecular function: metallopeptidase activity. Gene Ontology annotation, biological process: proteolysis. The coding region runs from base 1 to 1509 and encodes 502 amino acids. The transcript is spliced from 6 exons. The record is from RefSeq and is a predicted model, not a curated record.